UUUGUUAUUCGUCUGUGUAUUCUUCCGACACCGAUCUCCACGCCGUUUGUGCGCAGUUGCGAAGGGCGCCCACACAUGGCGCCGCUGAGGGUGCUCUGCCUUGCCACCCUCGCCGCCCGCGCAUCGGCGAGCGGCCCGGCCCUGAGCCUCCUCGGGUUCGCAUUCGACCCCGAGGAUGACGACGGCACCGCGCCGCGCGAUGCCCCAGAGUGGUGCAAGAGCGGCGACGAGCUGACUGCCGAGCAGCGGAAGGAGAAAGCCGUGACCGAGGGGAAGCUUGCGUGGGCCACAAAGGAGAGGAAUUGA
Messenger RNA from Prorocentrum cordatum, 306 nucleotides. NCBI's taxonomy places the organism in Eukaryota, Dinophyceae, Prorocentrales, Prorocentraceae. The record is from the annotation of a GenBank genome assembly.